AUGACCACAAUCCGGACAGCUGCCCGAAUCUCUGCAACAGAAGCGUGCGACUCCGUGCGAAUCUGCAAACUGGGAGAUGUUCGAAAUGAAAGCGGCAAUUCCGUAUUCUCUUCACUGGGAUUGGACGGGCGUUCACCCAUACUAGCACCGAAGAUGAAAAGCGAUCUACGAGAAUACGGAGCAUUCUCGCUCAAAGGAAACGUAAUCAACACCGAUCAGAAUAUAGCACAUAUUUAUGAAACGGAAAUGCUUGUCUUAGUAAAAAUCAUGCAUGUAGAAUAG
This is a messenger RNA of Haemonchus placei, 282 nucleotides long. The record is from the annotation of a GenBank genome assembly. NCBI's taxonomy places the organism in Eukaryota, Metazoa, Nematoda, Chromadorea, Rhabditida, Trichostrongylidae.